This is a messenger RNA of Paraglomus brasilianum, 294 nucleotides long. The record is from the annotation of a GenBank genome assembly. Lineage: Eukaryota; Fungi; Glomeromycota; Glomeromycetes; Paraglomerales; Paraglomeraceae.
AUGGGGAAAUCCGGUUACGACUCCGAUAUUAAACAAUCAAAGAAGCAACCGACGAAGAAAAGAUCCGAGAUGUAUAUUGUUAUCAUUGUAUCAGAUGCAAGCACAAAUAAUAACACAAUGCAGCCAGUCAAUGUUGGAGAACCAAUCUUUGCCUCACCUCCUCCACCCCUGUUGCAACAUGUUUCCCAUGAAUUAGGAGAGGCAGGAUCCCAAGAGAGAUGUUGUGACCGAGUUAAUUUAGAACAUGGUAAUAAUAGUGCUAACUAUAAAUUUAUAUUAAUAGUAGCCAAUUAA